This is a messenger RNA of Bactrocera tryoni, 1221 nucleotides long. Its product is annotated as piggyBac transposable element-derived protein 4-like. The coding region runs from base 308 to 1210 and encodes 300 amino acids. NCBI's taxonomy places the organism in Eukaryota, Metazoa, Arthropoda, Insecta, Diptera, Tephritidae. The transcript is spliced from 3 exons. The record is from RefSeq and is a predicted model, not a curated record.
ACAACCGUUAUGUGAACAAAACUAUAAUACUCUCGUUAGCAACAUUGUUGCGAGAGUAUAAAAAUAAGAUAUUGGCAAGACACAAAUGCGGAUGAAUUAUAUGCUUUUAUUGCAAUAAUUUUAUACUCCGGAGCUGAGAAGGCAAACUUAGUUCAUGCUAAGGAUCUUUUUCACAAAACGAACAUGCCCUUUUAUAGAGCAGUGAUGUCACUGCAUCGGUUUGAGCAAUUAUACCGUUUUAUACGCUUUGACGAUUCCCGGACUCGCGCUGAGAGACUACGAUACGACAAAUUGGCGCCUAUUCAUCAUGCAUGGAUUAUUCUUGGCGAAUUUGACGAUACCAUUUGUCCCAGGCGAAGUAUAUUUGGGUGCACAGCCUAAUGAACAGCGGUCGCUUGGUAUUGCGCGCAAUCUUGUUAUGCGACUCAGCAACCAAUAUUUGGACAGGGGAGCGAAUAUUACGAUGGACAACUUUUUCACAAUUUGUUUUUCAAAACCAAUGCAAUUAGUAAGCUUUACAACACAUUCGAAGAAAAAUGUGCUAGUGCUUUCAACUGCUCAUGCCAGCGAAGAUGUAAAUCCUAUAACAAAAAAACCACAAGUCAUACAUGAUUAUAAUGAGCAUAAAGGUGGUGUUGAUACUUUUGACAAAAUGCUACGUGGAUUUUCUGGCAAAAGAAAAACAAACCACUGGCCCAUGGGAUUAUUUUAUAAUAUGCUGGAUAUUGCUGGGCUUGCAGCGUUCAGGCUGUUUGAUGUUAGUCACCCUAUGUGGAACACCAAUAAGUCUGAAAAGCGUAAAAUAUUUUUGAAAGAACUCUCUAUGGAGCUAGCGCAGAAGCAAUUACAAAACCGAUACAAAACAAAAAUUAAUUCUACAACUAAAAUUGCAUUGGACUUGAUCAAUUUCAAACGGUUUCCUGCAUUGGUGAGCUCGCGUCCAUCAAUAAAGGUCAACACUUUGAAACGGCGGUGUGAAACCUGCAAAACUAAUAAGAUCGAUAAUAAAACAACAGUGGUUUGUGACCAUUGCCUUAUUCCGACAUGCACCAAACACUAUAUAAGGACGUGUGAAAAGUGCUAUUUUGCAAAAUACAAUGCCGAAGCUGAAACGGACUCAGGCAACGAUGAAUAUGUGGACAAUAUUCCAAAAACGUCUACACCCAAUCAAAAUAUAUCAGAAAGACAGAGAAGAAUUUCACCCAUUUGAGCAGUUCGAAA